Messenger RNA from Meira miltonrushii, 1213 nucleotides. Its product is annotated as NAD(P)-binding protein. The record is from RefSeq and is a predicted model, not a curated record. Bases 41 to 1213 code for a protein of 390 amino acids. NCBI's taxonomy places the organism in Eukaryota, Fungi, Basidiomycota, Exobasidiomycetes, Exobasidiales, Brachybasidiaceae. The transcript has a single exon.
CUCCCCCCUCAUCAUCAAACAACAACAACAAUUAGUCAAAAUGGUUUACGGAUAUGGUGGUUGGAAGUCCAACUUUACAUUGGCUCAAAUGACCGAUUUACGUUCAAAGGUCGCAAUCGUGACUGGAAGUAAUUCAGGUGUAGGAAAAGAAACUGCACGUCAAUUAGCAUUACACGGGGCAAACGUUCACUUGGCAUGUCGUAACCCGAAAAAAGCAGAAGAUGCAGCAAAAGAUAUUCAAUCUUCUUUGGAUUCAAAAGAACCUCAUUCGGAAGAAGGUGAUCCGAAAAGUGGUCCUAAAUACCCUGGAGGUAGCGUUCAUGCUGAUCAAGCGGUUGAUUUGAGUGAUGUUAGAGCAGUUCAAAAUUAUGCGGAAAAUUUCAAGAAAGGUAAUGAUCGUUUGGAUAUUUUGAUCUGUAAUGCUGCAAUCGUUCCUCCCGAAUUCACAAAAGGAAAAGCUCCCGAAUUGGAAGUAGCUUUCGUUACAAGUCAUUUGUCACACAUGCUCAUGAUCGAUCAAUUCUUGCCUUUACUACAAAGUACCGCACGUAAACAACAAGAAGAGACAGGUAAGAGCGAUGUGAGAGUUGUCAUUGUCGCUGCUGAUGUGACUGGAUAUGUGGAUAAUCGUCUUUUGAACCCAAUGAAGGUUUCUGAAGAAUGGUUAUUGAACGAUAUUGCAGAAAAGAAGGAAACAUACGGUGCAGGAGCUUACUUACGUACAAAGAUUUGCAACGUCUUAUUCACACGUAAGCUUGCACAAAAGUUGGGCGAUCCAAAGGAUAACGGAGUUCGAGUCAAUGUCAUCCAUCCAGGUGUGAUUUCAACCGAAAUCUUCCAUUCACGUUCGCACGCUGAUAACAGUGAAGAUUCAAAACCAGGUUUGGGAGAACGUUUGGUACGUAAGGCAUUCAAUUCAAAUUUGGUCUCUAUGCCACCACCAAAAGGUGCAUGGAAUUCAUUGUAUGCAGCAUGUGCGGCCGAAGUUCAAGAAAAGAAUUAUCAAGGUGAAUACUUUUUCCCUUGGGGUAACCGUCGUACGCCUGAUAUCUGUAAGAUCGGUAAAGAUGACAGCGUCGCACAGAAAUUAUGGGAAUUCAGUACAAGACAACUUCGUGAAGCAACCGGUAACGAAGAUGCAGUCAAGAAUCUCGAUAACGUAGGUGCUUACACUGCUCAACAUAGCACUCAACCCCAAGCUGCCACCCAAUAA